AUGCCAGAUAAACAAUUCACAACUUUAACAUAUGCCGCGGGCGCCUCUCUAGCUGCAAUUACACUCGUCUAUGUAUUUGCGCCAACCUUCCUAAUGGACGAACAAAACUCGUCAUCUAACACGAGGAAGAAAGGAGUGGUAGGCUUGGUCAAUACUGCCAAUGAUUGUUUUAUAAAUUCAGUACUCCAGGCCCUUGCUGGUUUGGGCGACCUACGCAUAUAUUUGAUUCGGGAAACGCAUAGAAGGGACUUGGAUCAUUCAGAGGUAUACAGUCGAAUUGUGGAGGACCCGGCGCGGCAGGGUUUACCAGCAUGGAAAAUCGAAGGUCUACAAAAGGGCUUAGUUACCACGGGACUGAAAGAUAUUUUGGACGCAUUGAACGAGAGACCUUUAUACAAGAAAACGAUAUCUGCUGGGCCAUUUGUAACUGCACUGGAAGCGGCUUUUAAACAGAGGAUUAGCCGGCAGCAACAGGACGCGCAGGAGUUUUUGCAAGUAGUGGCCGAGAGAUUAAACGACGAGUAUCAUGCAGGUCACAGGGCGAGAAACCAUGCAAGGGAUUUGGAGGCUGCCACUGCAGAGUCGCACACUUCAAAAGAGGGAACCGUGAACGAAGAGUUGGGCCAGCUUAGUUUGAAUGAGAGCACCCUGCCCGAGACCAGCUCUCCUGCGACAAAAGCGCCAUCAGAUUCUUCUCAUAACUCAGAAAAGGCAAGCUCAACUUUGUCAAGGUCGCCCCAAGAAGGUGGAGAAUUUAAUAGUGAAGUUGACAAGGAAGAUGGGUUCCCUUUCGAAGGUGGUUCUGAGUCACAAAUUGAAUGUUUAACCUGUGGUUUUAAACCAAGGCCUACACAGACAACAUUCUGUUCCCUUACAUUGACUGUUCCUCAGGCCACAUCUACCACAUUAAAUGCAUGCUUUGACGGAAUGUUUAAAACGGAAUAUAUUGAGGACUUCAAAUGCGAGAAGUGUAGAUUAUUACAUGCCUUGGAAACCUUCGAACAAGAAUAUUCUCAAUCGAAUUCUCAAAAAUUUAAGGAGAAAACUCAAAUAGCAAUCGACAAACUAAAGGCUGCUAUAGAGACAAACCCGGAAGAGGAGCUUCUCGAUGUUGAACUACCAGAUUCGAGAUUUGCUCCGAAGCGAAAAAUCGCCAAACAUGUCCGUAUUACCAAAUUCCCAAAAGUCAUGGCGAUUCAUCUGUCGAGGUCAAUCUUCGACUCCAGCUCAACGACAAUGAAGAAUUCUGCCAAGGUGGCAUUCCCUGAACAGCUCCCACUUGGAGGUUUAUUGAACCGACGAAAGUACAAGCUUCUUAGUCUAGUCUGUCACAAGGGAAGCCACCAUAGUGGACACUAUGAAUCUUUCCGGAGACAAAAUAUUGUUGCUCCAUUUUCAACUCCAAAUACUUUCCAGCCAUCAGUGGCGUAUGCCAGAUCUUCAACGCACACCCCUUCAUUACCCUCAACCCCUCAGACAAGCGCUACUCCAAGGGAUGAUGGUGACAACACUACCCUCUCAUCGACCCCAGAAUUACUGUCCUCAAAGACAGCCUCUACCACAUCUCUUUCAAAUAUAAAUGGGCGCCAUUCGUUAGACUCUUCACUUAAUAAUAAACAUCUUUCUGGCAUUAAUCCAACAUCAGCUAGUUCCAUUGCAUCGUCGUCUAAGACAGCGGGUCCCACAUCAGCUCCCCAAGAUUCCGAUACUGGUAGCAUCCGCUCCUUUGGACGUUCGGCUCGGAAAACUCUGUCCAAAGUUUCCAGUACAAUCAGUCGAUCAUCCCCCGCUUCAUCCUCGCCGAACCUAUCUCCAUCCAAUCCAGAAAUCAGCCGGACAUCUUUGACAGAAACAGUUCGUACUAAGCGGAAAAAGAAGACGGUUGAAAGAUGGUGGAGAAUUAGUGACGAAAAGAUAAAAGAGAGCAAGACUAGUGAGGUUUUGGGCAUGCAAAAGGAGGUUUACAUGUUGUUUUACGAGCUAGAGCGGGGAGAGGAAGAUUCAUAA
Botrytis deweyae is the source of this 2007-nucleotide messenger RNA. RefSeq lists its product as uncharacterized. The transcript has a single exon. The record is from RefSeq and is a predicted model, not a curated record. Bases 1 to 2007 code for a protein of 668 amino acids. Gene Ontology annotation, biological process: protein deubiquitination. NCBI's taxonomy places the organism in Eukaryota, Fungi, Ascomycota, Leotiomycetes, Helotiales, Sclerotiniaceae. Gene Ontology annotation, molecular function: cysteine-type endopeptidase activity; cysteine-type deubiquitinase activity. Gene Ontology annotation, cellular component: nucleus; cytosol.